Molecule: messenger RNA, 945 nt
Organism: Paecilomyces variotii
Lineage: Eukaryota; Fungi; Ascomycota; Eurotiomycetes; Eurotiales; Thermoascaceae
Exons: 2
Coding region: 180-929 (249 amino acids)
Source: RefSeq, a predicted model, not a curated record
AUAACCUACUAGGUCGGCGCUGUUUACACUUGCAAUGAUAAUGCGAGUAGAUGUCGUCUCGCUCAUCCAGCUGUGGCACUUUGAACCAAAGAUUUUAGCAGUUUUACCAUAUCUAAAUCUUCAUCCUGAUUACAUGCACUUCGAAUCAGUCCGGUCUUGACCAGCGUUUAUAUCUCACAAUGGAGUCUCCGCAACACAGCAACACUCCACCUCGCAAGUCUCCGCGACCCUUCAAAGGAGAUCGGGAGCUUAUCGCCGAGGCCGCAAAAUGUCUUCGGGACAGAGACAUCAUGAUUGUUGAGUAUGGACAACAGCUGAUGCACCGUAUCGGCUGCCCAGUGGUACUUCAGACUGUUGAGUGGAUCGUGCCUGACGAUCAAUUAUCGCUCGCGUCUCGAACGCUCUUAGACCACGGAUUUCCCUUGGCCCCUCCUUCUGAACUACUUGCAUCUAGAGGAGAAUGGGAGACAAAGGCACUCAUACACAAUAUAAAUGGCGAAUAUUAUCGCUUCCCAAUGACGAUACAUCUGUACCCUCUCUCGUUCGUCGGUCUUACUCUCGAGGAUACAGUGGAGGUCAUAUCUACCUUCGACUUGAAUCAAAAAAUUUUGACACCUAAACCUCCAAAUUAUAUGUUGUCCUUGAUAUGCUAUCUUCUCAAGUGUCCAGUUGGCGAUAUCAACAGGCUCAAAGUGGAGUCAGAUCUUGUUUGCUUUAUAAGCUACUUUAUUUUUCAGGAUUCAUAUGACUAUGAUGAAAGUCAGGAAAGUGAGGAGGAUUUUCAAAAGAGGGUCGAGGAAGCAGUUCGGUCGGUUAAAAGCUGGGACUGGGGUUCCACUGAACAAAAGCAUUUGGAUAUUAUCGAAGCUGUUAUUCGUGACUGUCGCUCUAUUGACACCCUCUCUGAGUGUCAUUCUCAUUUUAUUUAGUUUGGAGAGACCAAUC